Messenger RNA from Drosophila takahashii, 1678 nucleotides. Its product is annotated as probable cytochrome P450 6a19. Lineage: Eukaryota; Metazoa; Arthropoda; Insecta; Diptera; Drosophilidae. Gene Ontology annotation, molecular function: oxidoreductase activity, acting on paired donors, with incorporation or reduction of molecular oxygen; monooxygenase activity; heme binding. The record is from RefSeq and is a predicted model, not a curated record.
UUCAUCAUGGAAUAAUGAUUCACAUAACCAGAAUCGAGCGUCUAUGAGAUUAGAGAGUCCAAAGCUCUCUCGUAUCACAACAUAUAUAAUCAACGCAUUCCCCGUCGACUGAAUUCAGUGCUCUCAAAAUGUUUGUUCUAAUCGGUUUGCUGAUCGGUGCUCUUACCCUCGCCGCUUGGUGGGUGCACCAAAACUAUUCGUAUUGGUCGCGUCGCGGAAUUCCUCACGAUCCACCAAAUAUUCCGCUUGGUAACACCAGUGAACUUAUGCGUACAAUGCAACUAUCGCAUAUUCUCAAGAGAACUUACUUUAAGUACAAGAAUAAAACCGAUGGACCCUUCGUGGGAUUCUAUGUGUAUGCCAAGAAAUUCGUCGUAGUCACCGAUAUUGAUUUUGUCAAGACCGUACUGAUUCGGGACUUUGACAAGUUCCACGAUCGUGGUAUAUUCCACAAUGAAAAGGAUGAUCCGCUGACCAGUAAUUUGACUACGGUUGAGGGUCAAAAAUGGAGAACUCUACGGCAGAAACUAACACCGACUUUUACUUCUGGAAAAAUGAAGAAUAUGUUUCCCACGGUUUUAAAAGUGGGCGAUGAACUUAUUCGGGUUUUCGAUGAGAAGAUUUCAGGAUCUAAAACCCUGGAAAUCACAAAUCUCCUUUCCCGUUUCACCGCCGAUGUGAUUGGCGUUUGUGCCUUUGGUUUGGAAUGCAAUAGUUUAAGGGAUCCCAAGGCGGAGUUCGUGAGGAUGGGCAAUUCGGCGAUUAGCGAACGUCGUCAUGGCAGACUGGUGGAUCUACUGCUAUUCGGGGCACCCAAACUAUCCGCCAAACUGGGCAUUAAGACCUUGAAACCAGAGGUUGAGGAUUUCUAUAUAGAUAUUGUCAAGGACACCAUCGAUUACAGGGUAAAGAACAAGAUUACUCGAAACGAUUUCAUGGACAUGCUGAUAGACAUGAAGCUGAAGUACGAUAAUGGCGAUAAGCAGGAUGGUCUUACGUUCAAUGAGAUUGCAGCCCAGGCCUUUAUAUUUUUCUUGGCUGGAUUCGAAACGAGCUCUACUACCAUGGGUUUUGCCCUCUAUGAACUAGCCUGCAAUCAGGAUGUGCAGGAUAAACUGAGAUUGGAAGUUAACUCCGUGCUGGAGAAGCAUAAUGGUAAACUGGACUAUGAUAGCAUGCGAGAGAUGAUCUAUCUGGAAAAGGUUAUCGAUGAAACCCUGCGGAAACAUCCUGUGGUGGCCCACUUAGUACGCAUUGCCACGAAACCCUAUGUGCAUAGUAACCCCAAAUAUAACAUUGAAACCGACACUGGAGUUUUGGUUCCCACUUUGGGCAUCCAUCACGAUCCCGAGUUCUAUCCGGAACCGUAGAAGUUUAUCCCGGAGCGUUUCGAUGAGGAUCAGGUGGAACAGCGUCCUGCCUGCACUUUCUUGCCCUUUGGAGAUGGUCCCCGAAACUGUAUUGGUCUGCGAUUUGGACGCAUGCAGGUGGUCGUUGGAAUGGCUCUUCUUAUCCACAACUUUAAAUUUGAGUUGCAUCCGAGUAAGACAGAGGUUCCCAUCAAAUACAAAGUGGGAAAUAUAUUGUUAAGCGCCGAGGGAGGAAUAACCUUGAAUGUUAGCAAGAUAUAAAUCUAAAGUAAUUUAUUUUGCCAGAUGAUAUUUUAUUGAAGUUGUUA